AUGAGCGACGGCGUAAGAAACAGGAAUAACACGGCGACUUCUGCUUCGAAAUCGUCCGUCAGAUCGAAGAAACCGGACAAUUCGGCUUUCAAACAACAGAGAUUGCCAGCAUGGCAACCAGUGCUUACUGCUAAGUCGGUUUUACCGAUUUUCUUCAUCGUCGGUGUUAUCUUCAUCCCCAUUGGCUCUCUCAUCAUCGUCGCGUCCAACGGUGUCCAAGAAGUCGAGCAAGUCUACACCGAUUGCGAAGCAGAAUUCACCUUUACUCAGCACCCUCCUACAGUAGGAAACAUUAGUAACGUCACCGGCAGCGGCCAGACUUGCAAGGACAUUUACGAUGCCUGGAUUGAAUCGUUUCCUGGAGCUCCUGAGGGAAAUCCACCCACUUGUAUUUGCUCCCAAGAAUUUACAAUUGAAGCAGAAAUGGAAUCUCCCAUCUUUGCUUACUACAGGUUGACUAACUACUACCAAAACCACCGAAGAUAUGUGAAGUCCCGAGAUGAUACUCAACUUCUCGCCGAAGCGUCGACCAUCGGAGACAAGCCAGAUGGCGAUUGCAGUCCGUACGAUGUUGUCGAUGUCGGUGAUAUUAAACCGAUACCAAUCGCCCCAUGUGGAGCCAUUGCGAAUUCUCUCUUCAACGAUACAUUCUUCUUCCGGCAAUGCGGAACCUCUGGAUGUGUCCCACUUACCCUAAAUGACAUUGUUAAUCCUGACAGUGGUUUCGGCGCGAUUCCCAUGUCUGGCGAAGACAUUGCCUGGAAAACUGACAAAAGCCAAAAAUUCGAUCCGAACGAAAAACAAAGAACGCGACUUUUCUUAAUGGAACUGUUCGACCACUGA
Molecule: messenger RNA, 843 nt
Organism: Oikopleura dioica
Lineage: Eukaryota; Metazoa; Chordata; Appendicularia; Copelata; Oikopleuridae
Source: the annotation of a GenBank genome assembly